CACUCCAUGUCCAUGUCCAUGCCUACACAAUGCACGAAUUCUCGCGCAUCAAGCGCCACGGGCCCUACACCCAUCUGUCCCCAAGCUCCCAACCAUUUCUUCACUGCGCUGGAUCUGCACCACCCCUCCCCAAUAGCACAUGUCUGCUAUCCCGUCCUGCAUGCAGGCGCUUCCCGGAGCGCUCCAGUAGGACGAUGGCAUCUUUGCACCUCUUGAUCACUCAUAUAUAGGCGUAGCAGCACACAAGUUAAACAAUAUUACGUCCCGACGCCCGUAUGUGGCACGGUCAAUAGUCAUAAAGCCUGCAUGGAUCGGCCUUUUCUCCCACUCUGCUCCCUUCCAUCAUCUUCAUUGGAAGAACAUCGUCGUGCCGUGACACGCUGGACGCUGGUGGGCUGACAUACACCCCUGCUCGGGCGUAGGCUUACCUACAUUUUCGAUAUUCAGCUUAGGCCAUCUGGUCCCUCUUGCAAGGCUGAGAGAGCAUUUUGUUCUCCGAUACCCCCGCCGCACACUGCCCUAUCGGCUCUUGGCUGGAUUGCACUGAUUCUUUUUCUCUUCUCGACAGCCCGGCCGAGCAUGCUCAUAUCGCAAAGAUGAGUCCUCGAAAGCGUCAAGAGAAGGUUCCGACGCCUUACGUUCUGAAUCCGACUGGUGAAUUCGAUGGCAACGACGGCAGGUGGUCGAGCUUUUACGUGAACAUUGGGGACGGUGAAGGAACCGGACAGGGCCAAAACUUCAAGGUUCUAAUCUCAACUUCAUCUCCACUUACUCUCGUCCCCAACAAGGCCAGCUGGUGUAACCAAGAAUGCGCUGCUAAGCGGGGUGUGCAAAUCUUCGACGGCUCCCAGUCUGAAGGCUUCGAUUGGCAAAAGUCUCAGAGCUGGCAAGACGCUGGUAUCUAUGAAGUCCCUCUUCCUCACUGGUGGGCACAGUCCCCUCUGAACGCGACAUAUGGCUCCGAAGCCGUGGGCCUCGGGGAGAGUUCAAAAGACAGCCUUGUCAUGGCCACGCAAUAUGUGGCACGAUAUGACUUCCAAGACUUCUUCAUGGGGUCUUUGGGACUAUCGCAAACAGAUGUCAAGACUGGUUCUGGAUCUCAACCACCACUCCUGGUCAACUUGGCCGAUUUCUACCAGAUACCGAGCAUUUCAUAUGCAUAUGGUGCCGGAGCUUCAUAUCGCAAUAGCCAUAAAGGAAUACCUGGAAAUCUUGUUCUCGGCGGCUAUGACCAAUCAAGAUUCAAUCCCAGCAAGGCUCUUGGCCUCACUAUGCCGUCGGAGAAGAACAAUACUCUUAUCGUUGGCGUGUCAUCAAUGCUAUACAAGCCUGAUGCCAACGUCGAGUCCAACACCUUCUCCUUGACCUCGGAAUCAAAAGGUUUCCAGGCCACAAUCGAUUCCACACUUCCUUACCUGGUACUCCCCGAUAAGGUCUGCGAUUCGCUCGUGGAGAGGUUCGGGUUGGAAUUCGAUAACAAGACUGAAUUGUAUACGGUCAGCUCCGAGUCCCAACAGAAGAAUGAGCAGCAGAAUGCCACAAUCUCAUUUAAAAUUACCAAAGAUGCACAGGACAGCAAUACCUUCACGACCAUCGACUUACGAUACGAUGCGUUUAACCUCGAGGCUAGCUAUCCAUUGACAAAUAACUCCGACUCCACUCGAUACUUUCCCAUCAAGAAGUCCACCAACGGCAUGUUCGUCCUUGGUCGGGCAUUCCUUCAAGAGUCGUACUUGAUCGUAGACUAUGAGCGAACCAACUUUACAAUCGCACCGGCUGUCUAUUCAGACCCCAUGCCCGAGCAGCAAUUGAUGCCAAUCUGGAACAAGACGUACACACCGACGACUCUCACUCCGACUCCCAUACCACAGGAAUCUAGCGAAGGCCUCUCACCAGGAGCCAUCGCCGGCAUCGUCGUAGGGAUCGUAGUAGCUUUCCUUCUCGCAGCUCUGGGCUACUUUUUGUGGUGGAGGAAACGUCGUGCCGCGCAGGCCGCGCCACCAUAUACAGAAAAAUCACCAGAGAUGAAUACCGAGACCGCUGGCUCAGAAGUUAAAUCGCAUCGUAUUUCCGAACUCGAUUCAGAACCACCAAACUCUCCAAAACCUUCUUUGGGUGGUUAUUACGAUCGCGAGAUCAAAGACAUAUCGCCCUUCCCUCCCAUUAGCGAGAUGGAGAGUCCGCCCGCGGAGUUAUACAGUCCUCCACUUGUGGCAAGCACACCGCGAAGCGAGGCAGAAGGAAGCGAUUACUUCAUCUCAGGUACGAAGAUCAGAAGACACGGCAGAGAUUCUUCCGGAAACAUUACGCCUGCCUCCGGUUCUGGUGUUGCGGAACUCCCGGGUGACGAUGGAAAGUACCAAGUCGGUGGCCUGCACUUUGAUCCCAUCGCCAGCCCUAAACUUAGCCCCGCCCAAAGCAAUACCAAGAUUGACGAAGUCGUAGCGCGGAACGAGGCUUCGCCCGAGCGCAAGGCAAACCUAGCAGACGUCAAAGAAGAAUACGAAGGAAAGGAUGGCGCGCCACUCGAGCGCCGCCCAUCAGCGCACCAGAGAGGUCUUAGCGACACGACAGUCCAGAGCGACGACACGGCCGUGUCUGCUAUGACGCCCGACGAAAUGGAACGAUGGGCACUGGGCAACGACAACUCGCCAACUCGACCCUUGUCGGAAUAG
Periconia digitata is the source of this 2675-nucleotide messenger RNA. The record is from the annotation of a GenBank genome assembly. NCBI's taxonomy places the organism in Eukaryota, Fungi, Ascomycota, Dothideomycetes, Pleosporales, Periconiaceae.